Messenger RNA from Etheostoma cragini (Arkansas darter), 1816 nucleotides. It is a transcript of the gene mims2, whose product is annotated as family with sequence similarity 210 member B. The coding region runs from base 173 to 1111 and encodes 312 amino acids. The transcript has 3 exons. Gene Ontology annotation, cellular component: mitochondrion. Lineage: Eukaryota; Metazoa; Chordata; Actinopteri; Perciformes; Percidae. The record is from RefSeq and is a predicted model, not a curated record.
GUCAUCUCUCAUUGGCUGUUGAAGAUAAUCGGUCACCGGCCAGGAGGGAGGCAGGAGGGCAUAGGGCAGCAUGUCAACAGCUACUUACAGUCAUAAUUAGUUGUUCCAAACGAUUUACUCGCUUUAUUAGAUUUUUUUCCGGAGACAGCUCGUUUCAGGGUGGUCGUCGACAAUGUUUUUGUGUCGCACGAGGAAGCUGUCUGAAGCGGCUCUGGAUCAGGCUCUCAAGUCAUCGAGCUCGUUUCUAGCGCAAGUCAAAGCAAACAGACUGAGAGACGUCACUUUGACAUUACGCAAAGGUUACACGUUUCAACGUUACCGGUGUUCCUGUGUAUCCGUCGGAGGGUUCGACACAACUCCUGUGCACCUGGUGAAACAACUACAACCGGGUCGGCAACCUGUCCGAAACCUGGACUUAUCGUGUGCUUUUGACUGGGGACAUUUGGACCGGGUGGCUACUAUAGCCGUGAAUCUCUCUAAACGCGGGCAAAGUGAAGGCGGUUAUGUAGAUGUUAUCACGCAGCGGCUCGUACAUGCAAACAGACGCCACGGCAGCAUAGGAGAGUUGGUGGGUAAUGGUUCGUUUACAGGUAACUGGGGGGUUUCGAGUCGACUGUGCUCUACAGGGACCAUGCAGACCAGAGCCUUAUCCACGAAGCAGAGCGACGCUGGCGAUGAGCAGAAAGCUAACAACAAAGGGGACGAGCAGAAUUUAAAGGAGUCCUCUACUACCUCCUCAUCUACAGCUAAGGCCCCAAGGGAGCCGGAGGGAGAAAAACCAAACAAGACCCAGCAGCUAAAGAAAGUCUUCAAGGAGUAUGGAGCGGUCGGAGUUUCCUUUCACAUUGGAAUCUCCCUGAUGUCCCUCGGAAUGUUCUAUCUUCUUCUAUCCAGUGGGAUUGAUAUGACUGCCGUGCUCUGCAAAGUGGGCUUCAGCGAGGCGGUCGUUCAGUCUAAAAUGGCAGCAGGGACGAGCACGUUUGUCUUGGCCUACGCCGUCCACAAGCUCUUCGCUCCGGUUCGCAUCAGCAUCACUCUGGUGUCUGUGCCUCUCAUCGUGCGCUACUUUAGAAAGACUGGUCUCUUCAAACCACCCACACCUGCACCCUGAUGGUGCUCCUCUUCGAGCAACUGACUGUUAAUGGCCAUUAUUAAAAACGCCUGUAAAUAACCUUUCUCAUCUAGAAAUGCCUCGUCUUUUCUCAGUUGUCAUUGUGAAUUCAGGUGAAACAUUUUCUGCGUUAGUUCCAGAAUAAUCUAAGUGUUUAUGAAGGAUUAAAAAGUCUAAAUAGCAACAGCUCUUUGAAAAACAUGUGCAUUUGGAGUCAUGUUACAAUAUGUGUGCAUUCCAAAAACAAAGGGUGAAAUGGCUCGUAUUUAUUUACAAUCAGAGGUAUGAUCAGGGAUUUAAAGCUCUUUCAGUGGGCAGGUUUGUCUCUUAAUGCUGUACAGGUUCCCCGUAGGGACAAGUGGAAAAAGCUAAUCUCUCCUCCACUGUUAGCUGACUAGGCCAUGUUCUGGUGUUAUGUGAAUCAGCAGAAUAAGUCAGGCUCUCUCCGUGUCCUACCUUGUUCCUCUCUUUAUCCUUUUCUCUCCUUACAUAGCUCAGACUCUCUUUUCUGCUGUUUUGCUCCCUGCAACUUCUUCAUACCUCUCCUAGCAUCCAUGUUCUUUCUAGUAAAUCCCUUUGCUGUUGCUCUCCUUUUUCUCUUAUAUUCUCUUCCUCUUGUUCUUUAAUUUUGUCUGCCCCAGCAGAAAUGUUGAGGACAUUAAUCUCUGAGUAAAGCUGAUUGUAGUUUAUUCCAAGUUUUCAAUA